AUGAAUAAAUCAACGGCAGAUAUAUUAGAGAGUGAUAAUUCCCUUCUAGAAAGCAUAGAUAUGUUUGAUCAAGAUUCUAUAACUACUUAUACAAAAAAGGAGAGUACGAAAGUUAAAUCUUUAAAUUCCAAGAGUUCUAGUGGUGUAAGUUCACAGGAAUUUGAAUUUCCCGACUGGUCACAACCUGCUUCAAAUAAGAGAUCACAAUCAACAACGAACCAGCCCGAAAAAAGGAUUAAAACUGACGAAAAACCAUUCGCAAAAGGAUUACUAGAAGACACUCUGGACGGCCUAAAUGUUACUGAUAUCAUAAAUAAAUCCAAUAAAAGUAGAUCGAAUGCCCCGAAAGUAGACGCAUUCGCAAACUAUUUGCAAUUCCCGAAGCAACAAUCACCCGAAAACAACCACAAAGAUGUUAGUUUAUCGUCUACCUUUUUCAAUACGCAAAUACUAAACGAGAUAGAUUCGACAGCUAACAAGGAAAAUUCCAAAGAAUCAACAUCAAAUAUGGCAAAAGAUGCAUUAGAAUCGAACAAAUUCUCAAACAUCGAAAUCGAUAAGAGAUUGCAGAUGUUCCAAAACAAACUAGUCACCAGCGAUUGUCGCCAAGAAAUCGUGGGAAUGUUCGAACAAAUCGAACGCACCGUUUGCGCUAUGGGAGAGAACCAUUCGCAAUUGAAUAUAUCCGAUGAAAUGUUGGACUUGAUUUUUAAUAAAAACACAGAUUUCACUCAGGACGAUAGAAACAAUUUAUUCUUAAAUGCCACCAAAAGUGAAGAAUUGGCUAGUGCGGAUCUAAGCUUCGGAACCCUCAUUAAAAAGGCUUUGAUCGCGAAUUCAGCAAAGUCGCAAUUAAACAAAGAAAAGAAACCGGAACCUUUGAAUUUAACCCUUGCGGAGAAGGCUGUAGAAUUUAUAAAUUUAGGUCCUUUCUACGGGCUACCUUUAAGAGUAAAACAACUAAUUAAACAAUACAAAGGAAUAGACAAUUUAUAUGGUUGGCAAGACGAAUGCUUAAAACUACCAGCAAUCGAAAGAAAAAAGAAUUUAAUAUAUGCACUACCUACAAGCGGUGGAAAAACUUUAGUAGCCGAGAUACUCAUGUUUCGGGAAUUAUUGUGCUACAAAAGGAACGCUAUAUUUAUUUUACCUUAUGUAUCAAUCGUGCAAGAGAAGGUUUGGGCCUUAUCUCCUUUCGGCGUGGCUUUAGAUUUCCUAGUGGAAGAAUACGCUUCUAGUAAAGGAUCUUACCCGCCCAGGAAACGAAGAAGGAAGAAUUCUAUAUACGUUGCUACUAUUGAAAAGGCCUUAGGGCUUAUUAACAGCCUUAUAGAAACCGACAGAUUGCACGAAAUAGGCCUUGUAGUUGUAGAUGAAUUUCACCUAAUAGGUGAAGAUGGCAGAGGGGCGACCUUAGAAGCCGCCUUAACUAAAAUCCUGGUUUUAAAAGCGAAUAUUCAAAUAAUCGGCAUGAGCGCUACAAUAGGAAAUUUACCAGAUAUAUGCAAGUUCUUGAACGCCGAGGCUUACACUAAUUAUUUCCGGCCGGUCGAAUUGACGGAGUAUGUUAAAUGCGAAAAUAAAUUGGCGAAAAUCAAUUGGAAGUACAAAGACGAAGAAGAUUUACUAGUGGAUUGUAAAACUAUCAACUUUCAGUAUUCACCCGAAGUUUUAAAAUUGGAUCCCGACAUGCUGGUGGGUUUAGUAAUGGAAAUCGUCCCGCAAGAGUCCUGCUUGGUAUUUUGCCCGUCUAAAAAGAACUGCGAAAACGUCGCUAGUCUAUUAUCUAAACUUUCUAAACCCGACUUAAAGAACCACCGAAGGACCGAAAAACAACAAAUAUUAAACAAUCUAAAAGCCGAAGGAGGCAAACUCUGCAACAUACUACAAACCUCCAUCAAAUACGGAAUCGCCUACCACCAUUCAGGCCUAACGACCGAAGAAAGGCGCAUAAUCGAAGACGGCUUCCGCUCGAACGACAUCUGCGUGAUCUGCUGCACGUCCACGCUAGCAGCAGGAGUGAACCUGCCGGCGAAGCGGGUGAUCCUUCGAGCGCCCUACGUCGGCCGGGACUUCAUCAGCCUGUCGCGCUACAAGCAAAUGGCCGGUCGAGCGGGGCGCACGGGCCUGGGGGAGUACGGCGAGAGCAUCCUCAUCGCCCAGCCGCAGGACAUGCCCAAAGUGGUGGAGCUGAUCAUGUCGCCCAUGAACAAGGCCCAUUCGGGCAUGCACAAGUUCGACGGGAUCGGGCUGAGGCAUUUUCUGUUGAGCUGCAUCAGCUUGGGGAUAGCUAAUAGUAGAUCGGAGUUGCGGAGGGUGGCGUCGCGGACGUUGCUGGCCGUGCAGAAGGAGGAGUUGAACGUGGAUAUUAAGAGGAUAACGGAUGGGAUUAUUAAAAGUUUGUUUAAGUUGGGAGCGUUGAGGGAAUCCUGUGGGAAGGUUAAAGAAGAGGAAAUCGGGAACAAUGUAUCAGUUGCAAUGGAUACAUCUCUUCAAGGCGCUUCGGUGGUCGAAAAUUCCCCUGCGGAUAAGACUAAGAAGAAAAAGAAGACUUUGGUUUUGAAAGAUGAUACGAAACUGGUCGUUAGCAAAUUGGGGUGUGCUGCAAUAAAAGGUGGUUUGGAACUCUCCAAAGCCCAUAUACUAUACGAAGAUCUCUCCAAAGCACAAUCGUCUCUAGUUCUAAAAGGAUAUUUACACCUCUUGUAUCUGAUCACUCCUUACGAUUUGGCCGAGCAAAUUACUCCCAAUAAGCAAACGUAUUACGAAGUAUUCAUUAGACUGAAUUCCAACGAUAUGGCGGUUGCUAAAAAUUUGCAAAUAAACGAGGCGGUUGCGAUGAAGCUGCUGACGAAUAAACCCGUUACGAGCGUUCCUAAACGUGUGAUAAAUCGCUUCUAUCUUACUUUGAUGCUCUACGAUUUGUGGAACGAGGUGCCCGUGUUCACAGUAGCAGAAAAAUUUCAGGUAAAUCGAGGGAUAGUUCAAAACCUGAUGACUUCGGCGUCGACGUUUUCAUCGAACGUGGUGAGUUUCUGCGAGCAACUGGAGGAAUUGUGGGCGUUCGCCUUCCUUUUGAGAGGAAUGAGUCAAAGGUUGGAGCAUUGUUGCGUCAAAGAGCUUCUGCCUCUUAUGGAUUUGCCGUCGGUUAAGCAAGGUAGAGCUAAACAACUGUAUAAUGCAGGAUAUAAAACGUUGUCCAGUAUCGCAAAGGCGAACGUGAAUGAUUUGGUUGAAAAGGUCGAAUUUAUGUCGAGAAAGGUCGCUGAUCAACUCAUAGCGGCUGCUAAGAUGCUGCUCCUCGAAAGAGUGGAAAACUUAAGAGAGCAAGCCGAAGAUGUUUUAGACGGGAUAGAAGCACCCAAUUAA
Messenger RNA from Phyllotreta striolata, 3369 nucleotides. NCBI's taxonomy places the organism in Eukaryota, Metazoa, Arthropoda, Insecta, Coleoptera, Chrysomelidae. The record is from the annotation of a GenBank genome assembly.